Alternaria conjuncta is the source of this 1596-nucleotide messenger RNA. RefSeq lists its product as uncharacterized. NCBI's taxonomy places the organism in Eukaryota, Fungi, Ascomycota, Dothideomycetes, Pleosporales, Pleosporaceae. The transcript is spliced from 2 exons. The record is from RefSeq and is a predicted model, not a curated record. Bases 1 to 1596 code for a protein of 531 amino acids.
AUGCCGUACCAAUGCACGUUUUGCACCGAGGUCUUCAAGACUAAGUACGACUGGCAAAGGCACGAGAAGUCGCUCCACCUACCGCUGGAGAGAUGGAUCUGCGCACUCCAAGGCUCUCGCACUACGAAGGAGUCCAUCGGAGAGCAAUGCUGCGUCUUCUGCGGCGAGGUGCAACCGGAUGACAAGCAUAUCGAAGCGCACCACUACUCGGCAUGCCAGGAAAGGAGCUUACAAGAACGUACCUUCCAUCGGAAAGAUCAUCUCGUUCAGCAUCUGCGCUUGGUGCACGGCGUCGAAUUCUCCGAAUGGUCGAUGGCGCGCUGGAUGUUGCCUAUACCAGAUGUCAGGUCAAGAUGCGGGUUUUGCGGUACCACUAUGAAUACAUGGCUUGAGAGGACCGAUCAUCUUGCCGAUCACUUCAAGUCUGGUGUUACGAUGGCUAGUUGGCAAGGUGACUGGGGUUUUGAUGCAUCUGUCAUACCGCUGGUCGAGACUGCUAUUCCGCCCGAUCUCAUCGAUUGGGAACGAGGUACCCUCAUUCCCAUGAAAGGCAGCGAUCCAUCUUGGGGUACUCCACCAAACGCCUACGAAUUGCUUAAAGUCGAAAUCGAGUUCUUCAUUCAGCGGUAUUUCGACAAGCACGGAUACUUACCUGACAAUGACGCGAUGCAGCUAGAAGCAUGUCGCAUCAUCUUCGCAGCCGAAACUACUUCCGUCAUGCACGGACCAGACACAAACCAUCUUCACGAGGUCUCGUGGCUGCGAGACCUGAUGAUGUCAUCACAUGAGCUGACUGAACACGCAAGGUUUCAGCCCGUUCGAUCUUCUCGCGAGAGCAGACAUUUCCCGUUGCGCAUCAAUGCCAAGGAUCAUCUCUUCGAACAAUGCCCGCUAGAAGCGCAGCUUCGCGCUUUCGUGAUUCAGCGCGUGGGGACGGGUGAGACACUGGACGAUGUGCAACUGCAUCAUGAAGCAUGUCAGAUUGUUCGGCGCAUGGAGCAAGAGUCCAGUACGCCAUCUGACGUCUUCGCUAAUUGGAUAGUCAAAGGAAUCUACUCGGGCACGAAUUGGAUAUCGCUCUUCAAGCAACGCGCAGGUAUCUCCGACGUUGUAUCUACCAACAUCCCGGCAGAUCAUGGCUUGGGCGAGCUACUAGACCUAUCCUGGCCAGCCUCGCCUCCCAAAGAAGCAUCCACGUCCGCUCUCGGGACCGCAAGUCCAUCCAAGCAAACCCACGACUACUUCACUACACUUCCCACCUUCUCCGAAGAGCCCAUAAUCUCGCCUGAAUCUACCGCGCAGACGGACAUGUACGGUCGGUUGCGAUCGCUGCUACCGGACGACACAAACUUCUACCGGAUCUUUGACAGCGACAUGAGGAGAUGGGCGGCAUCGACGCUUUCACCGAAGAACCCAAACUGCCACGUCCCUUCCGACGAAGAGAUCCAGCAUCAGGCGCGAUGGAUCAUGUAUGAUGGUGACGACCCAUGGAACCAGACGCCUGCGGAUUUCCCGAACUGGUUGUCACGGUUCAAGAGGGAGGUUGGGAUUGUGGCGAAUGACGAGGGAGUGAAUCCUGGUGAUUUGGUGAUGUGA